Molecule: messenger RNA, 4550 nt
Organism: Toxotes jaculatrix (banded archerfish)
Lineage: Eukaryota; Metazoa; Chordata; Actinopteri; Toxotidae
Gene: kif20a
Product: kinesin family member 20A
Exons: 19
Coding region: 161-2896 (911 amino acids)
Biological process (GO): mitotic spindle assembly; microtubule-based movement
Cellular component (GO): spindle microtubule; nucleus
Molecular function (GO): ATP binding; microtubule binding; plus-end-directed microtubule motor activity
Source: RefSeq, a predicted model, not a curated record
UGAGGCUCAGAGAGUUAGUCAGUCACAGGUAGUUUGAUGCUUGAUUUAAUGCAGUUUUGAUCCAGUUUCAGUCAAGUACUUGAGUUUAGGCGAUUUACUCGGUUACUUAAGAACAUUUAGUCAGUGGAAACCAGGUGCACUUUGGACCCUCGAGGUAAGCAUGGCGCUGACUUUGUCCUCCCCAUGUGGAUGCCCCUCCGACGAGGAGGAGGAAAUAGCUGUGUUUGAGUCUACGGCAGCAGAGUAUGGAGGCCUGGCCAGACCACGGCUACCUGAGAUCUCUGUCAUUUCCCCUGGCCUGGACCCCCGGCUGUCCGUUGCAGAACCGAAAAUGGCAGUGAAACCUGGAUUGGUGAGACAAGGAAGUGGUGGUGAAGGAAAUACUGAGAGAGUGAAGGUUUAUAUGCGCAUCCGGCCACUCACUGGGAUGGAGAGAGAGAGGGGGGAAGAAGAGGGUUGUGUUGCUGUCCAAGAUGAAGAGACUCUGCUGCUCAAGGCUCCAAAGGAGUCUCAGAACAUGAGAAUGGCGGAGAGGGGCAUCACCCAAAGCAUGCACAAGUUCAGUUUCUCUAAGAUCUUUGGACCAGAGACCACGCAGCAGCAGUUUUAUGAGUGCACGAUGAAAAAGAUGGUGAAAGACGUUCUUCAGGGCGAAAACAGACUCCUCUACACUUAUGGUGUCACCAAUUCUGGAAAAACGUACACCAUUCAGGGCAGUGGUCGAGAGGCUGGCCUCCUGCCCCGAGCUCUAGCGUCUCUGUUCAGGAAACUGCAGGGUCGUCUCUAUGGUGCCAUGGACCUGAAGCCUGUGAUGUAUCAGGAUGUGAGACAGCUUGAACCCAGUGAGGUCAAGGUGGAGGAAAUCCGCAGAAACUCUCUGCUCAAAGAGGAUGAGAAUAUGACCUUUCGUCGAGGUGGUACCUCUACGAUCUGGGACAGCGGCAUUGGAGGACUCUCCUCCACAAGUAACAUUGCCAGUCCGCUGGAAGACAUUGACAGUGUUUGUCUGGAGCCAGACAGCCUUUCAAACAGUGGAGAGGACGACCUGGAGGAAGGGGUGCAGUUCUCUAUCUGGGUGUCUUUCUAUGAGAUCUACAACGAGUUCCUGUAUGAUCUGCUGGAUGCUUCACCCUCCCUGCAGCCCAGAAAAAGAGUCACACUGCGGCUUAGUGACGACAAGCAGGGCAACCCCUACGUGAAAGACCUCACCUGGAUCCAUGUCCGCAGUGCUGAGGAGGCAUGGAAGAUUCUGAAGGCCGGACGUCGGAACCAGAGCUUCGCCAGCACUCACCUCAACCAAAACUCCAGCCGCAGUCACAGCAUCUUCUCCAUCCGUGUCCUGCACAUCCAUCCAGAGGCAGUUUCAGGCCAGGCCAUGCACAUCAGCGAACUGACUGUGUGUGAUCUGGCUGGGUCUGAACGCUGUAAAGAGCAGCGUAAUGGCGAGAGGAUGAAGGAGGCCAACAACAUCAACACCUCACUUUUAACACUGGGCCGCUGUAUUGCAGCUCUGAGGCACAACCAGAACAACAAAUCACGACCCCCUCAGGUGGUGCCAUUCAGGGACAGUAAACUGACCCGGGUCCUGCAGGGUUUCUUCUGUGGCCGAGGAACCUCCAGCAUGGUGGUCAACAUCAACCCAUGUGCCUCCGUCUACGACGAGACUCUCCAAGCCCUUAAAUUCUCUGCCAUUGCUACCCAACUGGUCCAUGGCCCAUCCACAAAGACCAGAGUGGCCUACAUCCUGUCUCUACUGAAUGAGCCAGCAGGGCACGGUAACGAAAGAACAGUGCUGGAAGAAGAAGAGGAUGAGAGUGACGUUGAAGAUGGAGACAUCACCAUGUUAAAUACUGAGGCUUUACUGCAGGCCAUCGAUGUUCUGAAGAGAGAGGUGCGGCGCCAACGGGAAGAGAAAGAGGUUCUUGAGGCAAAUGUGAGAGAGCAGGUGGUCUCUGAGAUGAUGGAGGUCAUCUCUGGGAUGCAGGAGGGCUUCAGCGAGACAUUGGAGGCAGAGAGGGCUCUAAUUGAAGAGAGGUACGAGGACAAGAUAACUAACCUGCAGAAACAUCUGAAGAAAUUCUACAGCCAGGAGCUGAAGGAGCGUGAUCAGGAGAUUGAAGCUUUGUCUGCUGCCCUCGAGCAAAACAAAGGAGCUGAGGCUGUCCCCACUUUGGUGCCACAGGGAGACGGGCUUCGACGUUCUCAGCGCCUCACCUCUCAGACAGAACUGGGCCGACUUCGCGCUGAGCUCGACCAGUGCCGCGCUGAGCUGUCCACAAAGACGCAAGAGCUGACAAAGCUAAAGAUGCAGCUAGAAGUGCCGGGCUCAGCGGGCACCCUCAGUGGUGCUGCUGACCGCAAGCUGGAAGAAGGCCAAAGGAACCUGCGUCAACUGCGUCUGGAUUUGCAGAGGCUGGGGGUGGACCUGCAGUCCGGUGAACGAGCCUGUUGUCGCAACACAGGAGGGGAACGGCUGCGCCAGGCAUUGACUGCUGCAGAUGAGACACUUGCCAAACAGGACCAGAUCCUGGUGGAGCUCCAGAAUGGCCUGAUGAUGGUCAAAGCCGAAUUAAGGCGGAAAGCAGAAGCCCUGGCUCAGACACAGGCCACACGGCCUCAGCUGCCCCCUUCUGGCUUUUCUGUCUCUACCACACCAGGUUCGUGUAAGAAGAGGGGCUGUGGGGCUGCCGCAGCAGGCGAUGCUGAAAACCGGCCCCCACAGAAACGGCCCUUUUUCCAGUCUCUGUUCCCGACACGCACUCCAACACGUAAAUACAACCCUCGGGCAGUUGAGGAAGCAAAUGUGACCCCUUACUCACGGAUCUUGCGGUCUCGUCAACAGUCUCCACCUCCUAGCCCCGUCCCCACCCCUCGUACGCUCAGGGGGAAGUACUGAGCUGUUUAGAGCUUCACAGGGAGUGUUUCCUUUUUGAUGUUAUGCAAAAACAAAGUCAUACUUGCUGGUUACUUUAUAGUAUUUUUAUAUUGUUUGAUAUAUGUUCACUUUUUGCAGUGCAUUUAACUCUGUUGUAACGCCAAAUACAUUUAUAAUGUUCAUGCCAGUAAAACAGUUAAUGCUUUAAAUGAGGUUGCACGAUACUACGAAGGUAACUGAGGAGCUGUAGAGCAAUAAAACUGCUCAGUGUGAUAGUUAUGGACUGUAUGGUAAUUGUGCAUGAGUGUGUAAUUAACCCCUGCCUUGGAAACUCCUCCACAUGCCUUCGCUGUAAGUACUUUUCUAUUUUCCACAAUAAAACCUAUGAAAGCAUUGUUUUGAGUAGGCAGAAAAAAAAUCCUUUUUACUAACAUUUUACAAUGGAAUUUUUUUUCACUGUAGCAGUAUCUUAAUUUACUGCACUGUUUUCAUAUUCUUUAAAUACAAAGAAAAGGUCCAUGCAUAGCUGGUAUUCUUUAUUUAAACUGAUUACAUAUAUAUAUAACUUUGUUGAAGCAUCAAAUUGUGACUGCAAAUCAAAUUAAAGCUGCAAGCAGCGAUGGGCGGGCCCUCGGGAGCCGCGGGAGUCGCAGCCAGCACAGCCACGCGCAAGAGUCUUCUUAUGUACUCUCCUCUCUCCUGCUCUUCUCCCCAGAGAAGCACAGCAGUAUACAGCAACAGAAAAGACAUGGCCCCCUCCCAGCAGGGGGCGCUAUGAGUGUAUCACCAUAUGAGUAUAAAUGAGUUGAGAGUGUGAAGAUUAUCUGUGCAGAGGAAACAUGUACCGUAAUUUCCUGACUAUAAGCCGCUACUUUUUUCCUCACGCUUUGAACCCUGCGGCUUAAACAAUGAGGCGGCUAAUUUAUAGAUUUUUACGGGUUAACGAGAGAGAACGAUGACAACAAUUUUUUUAAUUUUUAAUUUUAAUUACUUUAUCAAUUCCUCCUGGAGAAAUUACUCUCUGCAUUUUACCCACACCAAGUGAACGAAACACACACACAAGCAUGCACAUGCACUAGAGACGCUGGGGCAGAGGGCUGUGAGGCGGAGGGUUGUGGGUUUCGAUCCUCUGAUCUCAGGCCGGUCCAAAGCCGCCCUUGCUGCGCCAAUGAAAGAGAGACUGAGACAGUGUGUGACAAGGUAAUUCUGAGGCUGUUCACUUCCGACACUGAAAAAGACUAUAGUGGUUUUACUGCGCAGGAGUCAGAGGAAGAUAGCAUCAAUGACUUUUCUUUUGUUUUUUUGUUUUGUUUUUUUUUUUUUUUGUUUUUUUUUUUAAAACCAGUCGUGUUACUGCCAUGUUAGAGGCACUGUUGGGAAAAAACAUUUAUUUAAUCAAAAGUUAAAAAAUCUUUUGGUGUACCAGCUUUCUGUGUAAAUAUCUCACUUUACAACGUAGACACCUGCGGCUUAUAGUCAAGUGUGGCCUAUAGGCCUAUAUGUACUUUUUUUUUUUCUUUUUAAAUUUAGUGGGUGUGGCUUAUAUUCAGGUGCGCUCAAUAGUCCGGAAUUUUCUGUAAUUUGGUUUAAUGGACAGUGUGUUAUUUGUAAAUUACUUUAGUGUUGUUUAGAGUUUGUGUAGACAUUUCAAUGGUGUUAUUUUCAGCCACAUAUG